This is a messenger RNA of Syngnathoides biaculeatus (alligator pipefish), 3632 nucleotides long. RefSeq names its product NUAK family, SNF1-like kinase, 2 (gene nuak2). Gene Ontology annotation, biological process: microtubule cytoskeleton organization; protein phosphorylation; intracellular signal transduction. The record is from RefSeq and is a predicted model, not a curated record. NCBI's taxonomy places the organism in Eukaryota, Metazoa, Chordata, Actinopteri, Syngnathiformes, Syngnathidae. Gene Ontology annotation, cellular component: cytoplasm. Bases 235 to 2103 code for a protein of 622 amino acids. The transcript is spliced from 6 exons. Gene Ontology annotation, molecular function: ATP binding; protein serine/threonine kinase activity; tau-protein kinase activity.
GCUGGCUCGGACCUGCAGUUAUUUUACGCGUCUCGCCAGUUCCAGCUUUCACUUCUCUGCCUUCCAACUUCUCCCCUAAACCCUCUUGGGGGGCUUGAAGGGGACGUUUCUGCGGUUCCACCACAAGAAAUGCUGUUGGAGCCCCGCACCUGCCGCCUUCGCGUUUGAUAGUAAACCCGAAAACAAAAACAAACAAACCCGAAGAGGCGCUCGCUCGUCCCGUCAGAAAUCAGGAUGGAGGGCUCCAGCGUCGGCCGGCUCCCGUCCAGGGGUUUUCCGCCCGGCGAGGGUUUUUCCGCCGAAGCGUCUGCUCCGACCGUGCCGGUCCAGGUGAAGAAGCAAGCCGUGAAGCGACACCACCACAAACACAACCUGAAGCACCGCUACGAGUUCCUGGAGACACUCGGGAAGGGAACGUACGGCAAAGUGAAGAAAGCCAAGGAGAGAUCCGGCAGACUGGUUGCCAUUAAGUCCAUCAGAAAAGAUAAGAUCAAGGAUGAACAAGACCUGGUUCACAUCCGCAGAGAAAUUGAGAUCAUGUCAUCACUGUGUCACCCGCACAUCAUCACCAUAUAUGAAGUAUUUGAGAACAAGGACAAAAUCGUGAUUGUGAUGGAGUACGCCAGCCGCGGGGAUUUGUACGACUACAUCUGCGACAGGAGGCACGUCUCCGAGCGCGAGACGAGACACUUUUUCAGACAGAUUGUGUCCGCCGUGCACUACUGCCACAAGAAUGGAAUCGUUCACCGGGACCUGAAAUUGGAGAAUAUUUUACUGGAUGGAAAUGGCAACGUCAAGAUUGCUGACUUUGGCCUGUCAAACCUUUACCACAGAGAUGAGUAUCUCCAGACAUUUUGUGGUAGCCCGUUGUACGCGUCCCCAGAGAUCGUAAAUGGCCGGCCAUACCGCGGGCCGGAGGUGGACACGUGGUCUCUCGGGGUGCUGCUGUAUACUAUGGUCCAUGGCACUAUGCCCUUCGAUGGGAACAACCACAAGGCGCUCGUCCAGCAGAUCAGCACCGGAAACUACCGAAAACCAAACAAACCCUCUGAUGCGUGUGGUCUCAUUCGUUGGAUGCUGAUGGUAAACCCUGAGCGCAGAGCUACAAUCGAGGAGAUAGCGGGACACUGGUGGCUAAAUUGGGGAUACCAGCAAUCCCUGCUGGCUGAGACAAAGGCCAACCAAGUUGAGGAGUCUACGUUGACGGGGUCUCAGUCAACGCAGCACCCGGCCGGGCUGGCUAGCGUCGCCAACUGGCUGCGGCGUACGUCGAGGCCUUUGCUGGAGAACGGCUCCAAGAUGCGCUGUCUGCUCCGCUCGCAAGGUAGCGGCGGGGGCGAUGUGGUGCGCCAACGCUCGCUGCGUAGGUCUCGGAAGGAGAAUAACGUAUCCCAGCCCAUCCACGAAGGGGGUGCAGACAUGAGGCCUUCCAAGGGUAUUUUAAAAAGAAGAAAUAGUGUGAAACAAAAGGUGAUGAGCGAGACCCUUGUUGACAGUUCAGCUGAGCAUCAGAACAUUUUAGGCUUGUCAACCCCGGCCAGCGCCCCCUCAGCUGCAAUGCUACCUCGCAAAGGUAUCCUCAAGAAACCCACAGAGCAGGAAUCGGGCUACUACUCCUCCUCUCCUGAGAACAGCGAUUCUGGCUGGGUCGCACAAUCCAAAGCAUCCCCCCCAGCAUCAACACACAGGAAAGGCAUUCUCAAGCGAAACGGAAAGUUCUCCUCCGGGGGGCUGCAGGAGUUUGGCUCGUUGGAUCAGCUGGCGGUUUCAUUACCCAGCAGAGGCCACAGGGCAAGAUCGAGCUGCGCCAUCAGCGAAGACAGCAUUUUGUCCUCGGAAUCCUUUGACCAGCUGGAUCUUCCGGACUGUGUCGGACUUCCAGCGUGCGCAGAAAAAGCCGGCAGGCCCACCAUGAGAGGAUGCGUGUCGGCUGACAAUCUGCUGGACAUUCAAGAGGAUGCCAUUCUUGGGGAUGGGCUGCAGAGGCAGUGGAACUGCUUUGAAGCCGGAGUGGCUGACAGUGCCUUCUCUAUUACAGACUGCGAUAAUGUCACUGAGGCUUACAAGCAAGCCUUGAUUAUUCACAGUCCUGCUAAAAGCUGAACAACGCAUGGCGAGAGCGCAUUGUGACAAUAUAUCACCGCACCGUCGGCGUCGCCUUAGUGUCCAACAUCAAGAAUGCCGAAAAAAGGGAGGGGUAAAAGAUAUUUCAUGGCUUGGUAAGGUUAAAAAAAAUGUUCUAAGAAUGCAGGUCGGAGUCUCAGGUGCUCAAACUGUGCAUGAUCAGAUAGUCAUCCAAAACCAAAACACCUUGAAUUUUUUUUUUUUUUUUUUUGUACGACAUCAGUCGAGAGCUCUUGCGCCAAUUAAAUAACCAGGUGGUUUUUCUCACUCAGGCAGUUGGAAAAGUAUUUAUGGCUUCACGGCUCUUUUAUCAUUUUGCGCCGUUGUCAGUCAGGUUCAACUGGAGUUUUGCUUUGCUUGUAUCCCUCUGCCGCGGCUUUUACUGCGUUUUAUGAUACAAUCAAACGACAUUUCAUGAUGCCAAAGAGCGCUCUUGUGAACACGAGUGUGACCGUUUUUGUCUUUAACGGCGCAGGACAGGGAUCUCGGUCGUUAUUUACAAUCCACGUUUCUCUUGAAAUAUGGUCCAAGUUUGACCGAUAACUUGAAUGACGACUUGACACACUGACGCGGAACAAGCCGAGCCUGUCGAACCUGCCGUCAACACCCAACUCUACCCCGGCGCACGUGCACAGGUAGACGGCGCUUUUCAACAUGCACCAUUUUCCAGCCGCAGCCCAAGAAAAACAGCAGCAAGUGUUCAAAGUAAACUGUGAGCUUGAUUAGCCGAAUGUUAAUGUGUAACUGCCGAAGUCAACGACGGCGCUCGGGCGUCUGGGUUUACGCCUCAGGUCGUGGAAAUACUACGGGAAAUUUGUUAAAAGCUAGAUAAAAAGUUUUACUCUCUCUCUUUUACCUGAUAUGCACUUGCUGAGAACAAAAAAACCGGGAAUAAGCAUGUCUAUACAGCAUAAUACUAUUCAAAUACUUGGUAAAUAUUUGGCUAAUAUGCUUCAGGGGGUUUUCCAUGACAUCCACGGUAGUAAAAAAAAAAAAAAAAAAAAAAAAAAAGGAGACAUCUUGUUUUUGUGUUGACUAUUUCACACUGGAAGUCCUGACAUUACUUGCUGAAUAAUAGAGAAUAUCAAAAAGUGGCAAGUUUUCACAUCUGAUAAGUUGGGUGAAAUUACUUUGAUUUCAUGUAAAGAUGCCCAGAAUUCAGAAUGGCAAACCUCUCCUGACACAUCUUUUUUUUUUUUUUUUUUGUUUUGAUAUGGCAACAUGUUUUGUUUUUCUUGAACAAACUGAAGCUUAUCAGGCAUGCAAAGCAGAUGUGAAUGUGUGUACAGUAACAUGCAAAGUUGAAACUGUCCAAAUUUCAGCGAGUUCUUGUCAUUUCAGGAAUGGAAGGAGGAGUGUUCGUAAAAGCAAAAAUAUCCCUUUUUUGGGGGACCAUUUUAUGUGCGUUUAAGGGUUUUCUUACCUUUUUGGAAUCAAACUCAAUUUGUAUUUUUUAAAUGUGCCAAAGUUCUGUUGUAUGACUCUUGUGACUGGGAUGGGGGCAUCAA